UGUGUGUGUGUGGAGUAUAAACACUUUACUGUGUGUUCCUGAGGAUUAAACAGCUCGUUGUGCUUUAAACCCUGAGAGAAGUUGUGAUGAGUUCAGCAGGAGUCAGACGCUGCUCCUCCAGGAGGUCUCGGGCUCCUGAUCCUCUUCCCUCACAGCCGUGUGAGGACGUGAGAAUGGAGACUUCAGAUGGAGAAACAUCCACAUGGCCAGAAGUGAAGAAAGAGGAGACGCUGGAGCUGAACAUCAGCAACCAUGGAGACGACCUCCACACCAAACCUGAAGAUAUCCCCAUUAAAGAGGAAGGUCCUGACCAUAAAGACCAGCUCUACUGUGAGAUCUGCAAAUCCUUCUUCUUCAACAAGUGUAAGGUUCAUGGUUCUCCCCUCUUCAUCCCUGAUACGCCUGUCCCCAUGGGGGUCUCUGACCGAGCCAAACAAACUCUUCCUCCUGGACUAGAGAUUCAGGAGUCCAGUAUUCCUGAUGCAGGCCUGGGAGUGUUUAAUAAGGGGGAGACUGUUCCAGUAGGUGCACACUUCGGACCCUAUCAGGGAGAGCUGGUGGACAGAGAGGAGACCAUGGACAGUGGAUACUCCUGGGCGGGAAAUGCGGAAAAGAAGCUAAAUAACAUGUCGGAGGAAGUCGAUCCAGCCCAGCUCGUGCAGGAAGUGGAGAAGAGAGCGCUGAUAUGGGACGUCUCUUUACCAAACUACAGUGACUGUUAUAAGAAGGCCAAGGCAUGGGAGUCUAUUGCUAAGCAGCUUGUAAAAGAAUGGGAAAAUAAAUCUGUCAGAGAAAAAAAAGAAGAAGUAAAAAGACUGAAAAAAAGGUGGAAGUCACUCAGAGAUAGAUUCACAAGGGAUAUGAAAAACAUGAAUGAAAAAAGGAGUGGAAUGGGUUCAACAAAGAGGAAGAAAUCACAUCCUUUAUUUGAGGAAAUGCUGUUUUUAAAGUCUUCCACAGAAAAGAGACAGACUAGUGGAAAUGUAUACGACAGUACGUCAACAACAGGAAGUGAAGUCACGUAUGUGGAUGACGGAGAAACCAGCAAUCCGGAAGAAGUGCAAAGGCACAGCACUCCACUCCUACGCACUCCACGGAAAACAAAGGUUAAGCCACGCCGUGCAGAGAAGAAGAGACCUGAUCUGGACAUCAUGAUGAUACACAGAAGCAAGACAUGUGAAGAGUACGUAGAUGCCAAGAGAGAAAUUCUUGCGAACUGGAUGAGGUAUGUGAAUUGUGCCCGUAAUGAUGAUGAACAGAAUCUUGUGGCCUUUCAGUAUCGAGGGGAAAUUCUCUAUCGUUGCUGUCGACCCAUUAGCCCAGGACAAGAGCUCUUGGUGUGGUAUGAAGAGGAUGCCAAAGAUCUUAGUCCUGGGUUUGACCACUUCUGGAACAAAAAGUGCUUCAUGAAUGGUAAAAUCCAUCCAUCCAUACUGCAAAUCAUUUCACUUUUGUUCAAUUAUAUUCGAAUGCCAACAGAUCAAAGACACUUGAUGUUUCUCCAGAUCAGGGUAAAUGCCAGGCCAUCCUACCAAACAGAAGGAAAUGUAUUGCAUGUAUAGCUCUAUCGAAGCACUUAUGAAGUCAUGAACCACAGUUAAAUAACAGACUGAAAUUUUUUUACAGUUAGGAGCUUUGUAUGAAAAGCAUCUGCUAAGUAUUAAUUAAAGUAAAUAGUAAUUAAAAUUAAAAAUCCAUUUUUUGUAAUUAAAGCAAAUGUUGAUCAUAACAUAGGGUUAGCGUGUAGCUCAUAAAACAUGUAGAUCAUAAAAAGUUUGAGUUUCAGAGUAUUUGAUUUGGUAGUAAUUUGUCAUUUACAGAUGAUGUUAUUUACAGAUGAAGCAGUCUUUGGUCAUUUAGACUCUUCAUUGUUUAUAUUCCCUUACAUUAGAUUUUAUAAUCUUGGUACAUUUCAUGCAUAAAUUGAUAUUAUCUUUUCACUUUUCCAGAAAUACACAACAUUCUAUUGCAUGUCUUUUCAUACUCUUUCCCAUUGCAUCUCAAAUUUACCUAGGAAAACGCAUCCA
Clarias gariepinus (North African catfish) is the source of this 2027-nucleotide messenger RNA. RefSeq lists its product as uncharacterized. Bases 87 to 1562 code for a protein of 491 amino acids. The transcript is spliced from 9 exons. Gene Ontology annotation, molecular function: protein binding. Lineage: Eukaryota; Metazoa; Chordata; Actinopteri; Siluriformes; Clariidae. The record is from RefSeq and is a predicted model, not a curated record. Gene Ontology annotation, cellular component: nucleus.